AUGACUGUGUUGCUAGCUGUGAAAGAAAAGCAGAAUGUGACCCGGGCUUUGGAGCGUGUAGUUGGAUACUAUGAGACUUGGAGCACUCGGCGUCGAUGCAAGCAGUUCUGGCCGGAGCAAAUUCCUUUGGGAGUUUAUACCCAUAUCAAUGUGGCCUUUGCAGUCAUUGACCCAGAUACAUUCGAGGUUCGACCUUCUUUGACUGCAGAUAUUGAGCUAUUCAAGCGAGUCGCCCGUCUCAAGCAAGAAGAUCCUGAUCUCAAAGUGUAUAUCGCUAUUGGAGGUUGGAGCUAUAAUGACCUUGGCCCAACUGCAACGACAUUUUCUGACCUGGCCGCAUCGACAUCUAAUCAAAACAAGUUCUUUAAUUCUCUCACAAAGUUCAUGUCCACAUAUGACUUGGAUGGCGUAGACAUCGACUGGGAAUAUCCAGCAGCGGACGAUCGAAGUGGUCGUCCAGAAGACUUUGACAACUUUCCCAAGUUCUUAAAGAAUCUCAAAGCGGCACUCAAAAGAACUGGUGGUCGAGAUGGUCUUAGUAUAACUCUGCCUGCCUCUUUCUGGUACUUGCAACACUUUGACAUCGGAAAUAUGAAGAAAAGUGUGGACUUCUUCAAUAUCAUGACCUACGAUCUUCAUGGAACUUGGGACAAAGGAAACAAAUGGACUGGUGAAUUCCUCGACGCGCAUACCAAUCUCACUGAGAUUAAAGCUUCUCUGGAUCUACUAUGGCGAAACAAUACAAUAUUCCACCGGAUCAGAGCAUAUACGAUUGCAGACCCAUCAUGUACUAAGCCUGGCUGCCUUUUUGCGUCCGGGGCGGAGGCUGGAGACUGCAGUCAUGAGGUUGGGAUUCUGAUGAACUCCGAGAUUGACGAAAUUAUCGCGGGAAAACGCCCCAGAAUCACAUACGAUAAAGAUGCUGCAGUGAAGAUGAUCACAUGGGAUGAUAAUCAAUGGGUAUCCUAUGAUGAUAUCGACACCUUCAAGCUCAAAGCCGACUUUGCCCGAGGGAAAUGCUUAGGUGGCCUUAUGGUAUGGGCAGUAAGCCAUGACCAUACCAAUGGGACUUACUCCCUUGCCCUGGGAGAAGCAGCCCAACGCAAGUUUAAAGCUCUGCCCGACACAAUCAAAACAGACGACACAAUCAAAAUCAAACAUGAUCAGUGCAAAUGGACAAACUGUGGAGACCUCUGCCCAGAUGGAUGGGUUCUGCUCCGCCGUCAUGACGAUGAUAGACAUCAUGAUGGUGAGUGGAUGCUUGAUGAUGGAGGCUGUAUCUUCAAAAAUCAGGACCAUCGUCUGUGCUGCCCUCCUGAUCAAGAUGCUCCGACUUGCGGCUGGUACACUUUCAACAACGGUGACUGUGAAGGCAAGUGUCCAGAUGGUAGUUUUGAACUUGGCGGGACCGAUCGUGGAUGUUCAACUGCAUUUGGUAAUUACCAAGCUGCCUGCUGUACGAGUGGUCAAAAGAGUACUGCGCUCUAUGAGAAAUGCGAAUGGGGUGCUUCAUUCGAAUGCGAUUCAUGGAAAUGCCCAGCAGAAAAGACCGAUGUUCUCCUUAAGUCAUGCAAUGGCAAUGGAGGAUCGGCUUGCGGUGGCGACUGGAGAACCAACCUGAAUGAGGAGCGCAAAUAUUGCUGUGACAGCUCUGAUGAAAACAUGACUUGCGACGACUGCGAGUGGCUUGACGACUAUAGCGAAACAGGAUACCAAGUCAUUCCUGCCGAUGGUGGUAGUGGAAGUGGUGGGAGUGGCUACUGCUUCUCAAGCUGUCCCAAGGACAAAGUACGGGUAGCUAUGGAGCACUACAAUACUUGUAACAAAAAAACUGGCUCCCGUGCAAAGUGCUACCCUAUGGUGGAGCUUUGGACGGCUGAUCUUAAAAACUGGUUGAAAAAUCCUACAUGCUCUACCGGCUAUGGGUACGGCUACGAUGAUACCUUUGGUGUGGGCUACGAUAAAAGAGGCUUCACAGACAUGUUGCCUAUAGAAUAUGCACCUCGGUAUGCUGGCACCUCGGGAACAUCUUUGGAGAAACGUCAAGAUCAACAAGUACUCUUCAUGAGCAAUUCCAUUCUGAUUGUUGCGACUGAUAUCAUCUACACCUAUCGCAUGACCAGCAGGACAAACAAAGCCGUCAAGGAAAUCAAGGUGUGGAACGAAGUAAUUGCCGCUCGGUACACUUAUCUAGCGACUUCCACCCUUAUACCAUUUUUGAGAGAUGCUACAGGUGAACUGUUUUCUGUAGUUGCAGAGGAUCUUGCAGGUCGCAUCAUUUGCAACCUAGAGUACUGGAACCAGAUGAUCAAGGAUUGUACAGCUCCCAGUACUUUAGAUGAAGUCUGCGCUAUCAGCGAUCUUGACGCUUUUCACAGUCUGGACAAAUGUGAUGGAGCUCCCAGGGAUUUCACCGUUGAUUGCGGUACUGACCCAAUUACUGGACAGCAGCGAAUCAUGAUUAUUACAUCAGUGGCCUAUCCAAAUGGUGGCAAUGGUAACAACCUUGCAAAUGCCAAUGGACUAACAGUGCGAUUUGCGGUCGCAAAUCAACAUGUAUGCACUGAUACCUCUAUUGAUCCUAACGCGCCCAACAAUCUUUGGACGUGGGUCACUGAGCAUAUUAUCGAGCUUCAAUUGAUUCCUCGCUCAAUUGAAUUUAUGGUUACUGGAACUUUACCUGCUGUGCAGGGCUUGCCAGACUUCAGCACUGGGAGCAAACGUAUGCCCUGGGACAUUGCACAACUACUGAAUCAGGAUUAUUCGACAUGGGCUAGCGGCCAAACCACAGCAACUGGAACUCCAAUUAUUCGGAUAUUUGACAGUCUCGGCCCAAAGAUUAACCCCGCUCGAUUAGUUAAUACUGAAACUCACUUGAACUCGAUGAAAGGAAGGCUCUUCGCAGGGAAGCAGCCGCUUGAUGAUGAUACUUGGAGGAAUCUAAACGUGGCAGAUGAGAGAGCUGGACGGGCUGUAAUCAAUGAAAUACGAAUGGUUACAGCUGUGUUCGAGUACUUGAACCAGCAGCUUGUUAACCGUCACCUUGUUGACACAUAUGGUGCGGCUAAUUACGAAUUGCGUGUGUUCCAAAAAGCAGUCAACAGUGUGUUCGGGCAAAGAGACUUCAGUGCGCCUAAUCUGUUUAGAACUUUCAUGACAAAUUUCAUGCGACGAAUGGCUGAGUGGGCCUCCAAUUGGCUUAAUUCGCGUAUUGAUGAGCUACUUGUCACAUGGCAAGCGGUGCAAAAUGCAGCUACCCCGGGAUCGCAUGCAUAUCAGGUCGCAACAACCUACAUGGGUGAUCAGGAGGAGCUCAAAGAGUUGGUUCGACUAAGAGUGAUUUUUGACGACUCAAUCUUCGUUUUUAUGCACACAUCAGGUAGCUAG
Messenger RNA from Aspergillus piperis CBS 112811, 3387 nucleotides. Its product is annotated as glycoside hydrolase family 18 protein. The record is from RefSeq and is a predicted model, not a curated record. The coding region runs from base 1 to 3387 and encodes 1128 amino acids. Gene Ontology annotation, molecular function: chitin binding; hydrolase activity, hydrolyzing O-glycosyl compounds. The transcript is spliced from 8 exons. Gene Ontology annotation, biological process: carbohydrate metabolic process. Lineage: Eukaryota; Fungi; Ascomycota; Eurotiomycetes; Eurotiales; Aspergillaceae.